UCUCACUGUACUUCGGAUUCCUGGGGCUGUGUUCUGUGGUAACCGGCGGCUGCAUUCUCUUUCUGCACUGGAGGAAGAACUUGCGGCGGGAAGAGCGUGCCCAGGAGUGGGUGGAGGUGAUGAGGGCCGCCACGUUCACCUACAGCCCGCUGUUGUACUGGAUUAACAAGCGUCGGCAUUAUGGCAUGAACACAGCCAUCAACACGGGCCCUCCCCCUGCUGUCACCAAGACCGAGACUGAGGUCCAGAAUGCAGAUCCUCUAUGGGAUUUGGACAUACCGGCGGGCAGGAACUCUGCCGCCCAAGACAGCAGCCCCAAGGUGGAGGCCCCUGCCCCGCUACGACCUCCGCUGCAGCCCCUACCUUCGCCAAUGCUGCGGUCCCACACCAGCUCCCCAGUCCCAGUUCCCGUCUUCCAGGAGGUGCCCUUUGCCCUUUCCCUGUGCAACCUGCCCCCAGUGCUGAACCACUCAGUCUCCUACCCUUUGGACACUUGUCCUGAAAGGAACGUCCACUUCCAUUCCCUCCCCACUAUGGCCCAUGGAGACCACUGCUUCAGUGCCAAGCCUUUUGCUUCAGAAUUAUAGCUUCCUCUCACUGAGGGUGGGAGCUGGAGGUAUCAGGGGCAGAGCAGGAAAAUGGAGCUAACCCCAGGAAGGUGGUAUUGACACAGAGGCCAGAGCCCAUCUGGAUGUCACAUUAUGAA
Messenger RNA from Mirounga angustirostris (Northern elephant seal), 706 nucleotides. It is a transcript of the gene TEX38, whose product is annotated as testis expressed 38. Lineage: Eukaryota; Metazoa; Chordata; Mammalia; Carnivora; Phocidae. Bases 120 to 587 code for a protein of 155 amino acids. The record is from RefSeq and is a predicted model, not a curated record. The transcript has a single exon.